AUGGCUAAUUUUACUAUGAGUGGAUUUCUUCUGAUGGGAUUUUCUGCUACGCCUGAGCUAGAACUCGUCCAUGCGUCUCUGUUCUUAGUCAUAUAUGUGAUGGCGUUAAUUAGCAAUAUUCUUAUUAUCACCGCAAUUUCCUUGGAGAGUACUCUCCACUCACCGAUGUAUUUCUUCCUGAAACAUCUCUCCUUCCUGGAUCUGUGCUACAUUUCCGUGACUGUGCCAAGGUCUAUUUACAACUCUUUCAUGCACAGUGGCUACAUUUCGCUCGGGGAAUGCAUGGUACAGUGUUUUGCUUUCGUUCUUUGUGCAGUUGCUGAGAUAUCUAUGCUCACGGUGAUGUCUUAUGACCGCUAUGUGGCCAUCUGCCGUCCACUGAGCUACGAAAUCAUCAUAGAUGUCCGCACCUGUGUCCGAGGAGUCCUGGGGGUCUGGAUCAGUGGGGUUAUUUCAGGGGCUAUGCAAACAGCGACCACUUUCUCCAUGCAAUUCUGUGGCUCUCAUGUCAUUCACCAGUUCUUCUGUGACAUCCCCCAGCUCAUGAAACUCUCCUGCUCUAAUAGGUAUAUCAGCGAGGUUGGCGUCAGUGCCUUCUUGUCUUUGGCGGGCUGUCUUUGUGUCACGUUUAUUGGAGUGUCCUACACAAAGAUAUUCUCUACUGUGCUGAAGAUGACAUCUGUUGAGGGCAGAGCUAAGGCUUUUUCUACUUGCCUUCCCCACCUCACUGUGGUCAUUUUAUUCAUGUCAACCGGAAUCUUUGAGUUUCUCAAGCCACCUUCUGACUCUCCAAGUGCUCUGGACCUUUUUCUCACUAUUAUGUACACUGUUGUGCCCCCAACUCUCAACCCAAUGAUCUAUAGCUUGAGAAACCAAGCCAUAAAAGCUGCUCUCAAAAAGGUUUUUCAAGGAAGAAAAGCUGACCUCUUUUGCUGA
Talpa occidentalis (Iberian mole) is the source of this 936-nucleotide messenger RNA. RefSeq names its product olfactory receptor 14J1-like. The record is from RefSeq and is a predicted model, not a curated record. Lineage: Eukaryota; Metazoa; Chordata; Mammalia; Eulipotyphla; Talpidae. Gene Ontology annotation, cellular component: membrane. The transcript has a single exon. Gene Ontology annotation, molecular function: olfactory receptor activity; G protein-coupled receptor activity; odorant binding. The coding region runs from base 1 to 936 and encodes 311 amino acids. Gene Ontology annotation, biological process: G protein-coupled receptor signaling pathway.